GGGUUCAAUCUAUUCACCCCCACCCCCCCCUUUUCUUUUAGAGGUUGUUGCCGACGAAGACUUUUAUGAAAAGAUAAAACGUGGAUAUAAGCGUCUCUCAGGAUCAGUUGUGAGGACCUGGAGCGUGCUCGGUGAGGUCGGGAAGACGCCAACAUGUCGGUCUCCACUCAGCUGGGUUUACUGCUUUGGAAGAACUUCACUUACCGACGGAGACAGACUAUCCAGCUGCUGAUUGAGAUCGUCUGGCCCCUGUUCAUCUUCCUUAUCCUGAUUUCAGUCCGGAUACAUUACCCACCCUACGAGCAACAUGAAUGCCAUUUCCCCAACAAGGCGAUGCCCUCGGCGGGGGCCCUGCCCUGGGUGCAAGGCAUCAUCUGCAACGCCAACAACCCCUGCUUCCGUAAUCCCACCCCAGGAGAGACUCCGGGGGUGGUGGGAAAUUUCAACGAUUCCAUAAUCUCCCGUCUGUUCAUUGAUGCCAAGAAGAUCCUGCUCUACACUCAGAAUGACAAAAGCUUUGACGGCUACAAGGGACUGCUGAGGGCCCUCAAGAAGCUGCAGAAAAACACUGCUGGUUUCAAGCUGAAGGACUUUUUGCAAGACAAUGAGACCCUUUCCCACUUCCUGCACCACAACGCCUCUCUUCCUCGUCACGCGCUGAAGCAGAUAGUGGAGGCUGACGUCAAUCUGGAGAAGGUGCUGACUAAAGGUUUCGGCUUCCAUCUCCGCGACCUGUGCAACAAAACGCCCCUGGAGGAGUUCGUCCACAUCGCCGACCGCAACGUGUCUCGCCUGACUCAAGAAAUCAUUUGCAAGUCCUCCACUGAUUGGCUCAACCAGGCCCAGAGCCACUUCCUGUCCAAUUUGGACUUCUUCAAACCCAUUCGGAAGGAUGUGAGGUCGGACCCCAAAGUCGUUCAGGAAGUCUCAGCUGCAACCGACAGUCUUCUGGAGAGCCUGGGAGCACUGGCCGUGGAGCUUGCCAGCAUGAAAAGUUGGAAGGACAUGCGCAGGGAGAUCAUGUAUCUAACUGAAAAUGCCACAGGCUCCCCAAACCAGAUGUACCAGGCCGUGUCCCGUAUCGUCUGCGGACACCCCGAGGGGGGCGGCCUCAAAAUCAAGUCUCUCAACUGGUACGAGGACAACAACUACAAGGCCCUGUUUGGAAACCACGGCAACGAGAGCGACAGUGAUCCCCUCGCCGCUUACGACAACUCUUCCACUCCCUAUUGCAACAGCAUGAUGAGAAGCCUCGAGUCCAGCCCCAUUUCCAGGAUGAUCUGGAGAGCUCUGAAGCCUCUGCUCAUGGGGAAGAUCCUGUACACCCCAGAUACUCCGGCCACACAGAGAAUCAUCCAUGAGGUUAAUAAGACCUUCCAGGAGUUUGGCGUGCUGAGGGAUCUCGGAGGCAUGUGGGAGGAGAUGAAGCCCAAAGUGUGGAACUUCUUGGAGAACGGCGAGGAAAUGGACAUGGUCAGGACGCUGCUCCAGAAUAACGCCAGCGCCUGGUUCUUCAAUGCCCAGCUCGCUGGGACUGAGUGGCGAGUGUCAGACGUGUCGGCCUUCCUCAUGAAACUCUCAGAGGACCAAAGACCUGCGGGAUCCGCCUACACCUGGAGAGACGUCUUCAACGAGACCGACCAAUCCAUCCAGACCAUCUCACGCUUCAUGGAGUGUGUGAACCUGGACAAGCUGGAGCCAGUAGCUAAUGAGGAGCGACUGGUCAACAAGUCCAUGGGCCUACUGAACAACCAAAAGUUCUGGGCUGGAAUCGUGUUUCCUGACAUCAGCAACAGCAGCAGCACCCACCUGCCCCCCAAUGUCAACUAUAAGAUCCGCAUGGACAUUGAUAACGUGGAGAGGACCAACAAGAUUAAAGACGGCUAUUGGGACCCCGGUCCCAGGGCAGACCCCUUCGAGGACCUUCGCUAUAUCUGGGGCGGAUUUUCUUACCUGCAGGACGUCAUCGAACACGGCAUCAUCAGAGCCAUCACCGGCACCAAGGAGAAGACUGGCAUCUACAUUCAGCAGAUGCCCUACCCCUGCUUUGUGGAUGACAUGUUCCUGCGGGUGAUGAGUCGUUCCAUGCCUCUCUUCAUGACCCUGGCGUGGAUGUACUCGGUCGCCAUUAUCAUCAAGGGCGUGGUGUACGAGAAGGAGGCCCGGCUCAAGGAGACCAUGAGGAUCAUGGGUCUGAACAACGGCACCCUGUGGCUCAGCUGGUUCAUCAGCAGCUUGAUCCCGCUCCUCAUCAGCGCCGGCUUGUUGGUGGUAUUAUUGAAGAUGGGAAACCUGCUGCCGUACAGUGACCCUGGCGUGGUGUUUCUUUUCCUGGGGUCCUUCGGCAUUGUAACCAUCAUGCAGUGCUUCCUCAUCAGCACUCUGUUUUCUCGUGCCAACCUGGCAGCUGCCUGCGGGGGCAUCAUAUACUUCACGCUCUACCUGCCCUACGUGCUGUGUGUCGCCUGGCAAGACUACAUAGGCUUUGGAGCGAAGCUCAUCGUGAGUCUGCUGUCUCCUGUGGCCUUUGGUUUUGGCUGUGAGUAUUUUGCCCUGUUUGAGGAGCAAGGGGUGGGCAUCCAAUGGUCAAACCUGCUGGCCAGCCCUUUGGAGGAGGACAGCUACAACCUGACCACCUCCAUCUCCCUCAUGCUGUUUGACGCUGUGCUGUACGGAGUAAUGACCUGGUACAUCGAAUCGGUUUUCCCUGGUCAGUAUGGGAUCCCCAGGCCUUGGUACUUCCCGUUCACUAAGUCGUACUGGUGCGGAGAGAAAGAGAAAACAAACAUCUCCACCCCUCUGUCAAAGAAAGGCAAUGCAGAAGCUGUGUGCAUUGAGGAGGAGCCGAGCCACAUCGAGCCAGGGGUUUACAUCGAGAAUCUGGUGAAGGUCUACAGCCAUGGAAAAAAACUGGCUGUAGACGGACUGUCCCUGAGAUUCUAUGAGGGACAAAUAACGUCUUUCCUCGGCCACAAUGGAGCUGGCAAGACCACCACCAUGUCAAUCCUGACGGGGUUGUUCCCACCCACAUCUGGCACAGCCUACAUCCACGGCAAGGACAUCCGCAGUGAACUCAGCACCAUCCGGCAGAAUCUGGGCGUCUGCCCCCAGCACAACGUGCUUUUCAGCAUGCUGACGGUGGAGGAACACAUCUGGUUCUACGCCCGACUGAAGGGGCUGCCAGAGGAGAAGGUGAAGGCUGAGAUGGAACAAAUUGUAAACGAUGUCGGACUGCCUCACAAACGGAAUUCCUGCACCAACACGCUCUCCGGAGGGAUGCAGAGGAAACUUUCCGUGGCCCUGGCUUUUGUUGGGGGCUCAAAAGUUGUGAUCCUGGAUGAACCCACCGCGGGGGUCGAUCCCUACGCACGCAGGGGCAUCUGGGACCUGCUGCUGAAAUACAGACAAGGCCGCACAAUCAUCCUUUCCACUCAUCACAUGGACGAGGCCGACAUCCUGGGUGACCGCAUCGCCAUCAUUUCUCACGGCAAGCUGUGCUGCGUGGGCUCCUCGCUCUUCCUGAAGACCCAACUGGGCACCGGCUACUACCUGACAUUGGUCAAGAGAGACUAUGACUUGACACUUCAGUCCUGCAGGAAUUCUGCCAGCACCGUGUCCUACAUCAAGAAGGCCGAGAAGGAUGACACCGUAUCAGAGAGCAGUUCAGAUGCUGGUCUGGGCAGCGAACCAGAGAGUGAAACCACCACUAUCGGUAAGAACAGACACCCCGUCGGAUACUUUAAAGGCGGACAAUUGUGUUCCUGCAAAAUUCACUUUGAAUGGCAUGUAAGAUGUUUGCGUUUCAUCAUUUCCUGUCACGCCUUUUUCACUACAGAUGUGUCCCUCAUCUCCAACCUGAUAUUCAAGCACGUCCACGAGGCACGUCUGGUGGAGGACGUUGGCCAUGAAAUCACCUAUGUCUUGCCCUACCGGUCGGCUAAAGACGGAGCCUUUGUGGAGCUCUUCCACGAGCUGGAUGACCGACUCACCGACCUGGGGAUAUCCAGCUAUGGGAUAUCUGAUACUACCCUGGAGGAGAUUUUCUUGAAAGUGGCCGAGGACAGCGGCGUAGACGCUGUUGAGCUCUCAGAUGGAGUCGUGCCCACCAGGACUCGUCGCCAUCACGCAUUUGGGGACCACCAGAGCUGCCUGAAGCCGUUUACUGAGGACGAAUUUGAUUUCAACGACUCUGAAGAAUCCCGAGAGACCGACUGGCUCAGUGGGUCCGAUGGCAAAGGCUCGUACCAGGUCAAAGGCUGGAGUCUGAAGAGACAGCAGUUUGUUGCACUACUCUGGAAACGAUUCCUCUACGCUCGGCGCUCCAGGAAAGGCUUCUUUGCUCAGAUUGUUCUCCCGGCGGUGUUUGUGUGUAUCGCGCUGGUGUUCAGCCUGAUUGUCCCUCCGUUUGGAAAGUACCCAAGUCUGACUCUGGAUCACAGCAUGUAUGGAGAGCAGUUCACCUUCAUCAGCAAUGACAUACCUGAGGACCCUCACAUCAGCAAACUACAUAAAGCUCUGACAGAAAGCCCAGGAUUCGGAACACGCUGCAUGGAAGGACAACCCAUACCGGACACUCCGUGCACAGCGGCGGAGGACGAGUGGUCGCUCAUGGACGUCCCUCAAAGUGUGACGGACAUGUUCAACAAUGGCAACUGGUCCAUGGAGAAUCCCUCUCCCCUGUGCGAGUGCAGCUGUGGAGGACGCAAGAAGAUGCUUCCCGAGUGUCCUGCUGGCGCCGGCGGACUCCCACCACCUCAGAUGAAAAUCAGCGACACGGACACCCUUCAGAAUUUGACUGGCCGAAACAUCUCUGACUAUCUGGUUAAAACCUACGCUCAGAUCAUUGGCAAAAGCCUGAAGAACAAGAUUUGGGUCAACGAGUUCAGGUACGGCGGAUUCUCGUUGGGCGCCAGGAGUUCUCAGCUCACGUCCCACACGGACCAAAUCGAUGAUGCCAUCGCUCAGCUGAGGAGGCGUUUCCGUCUGGAGAGAGGAACCGCAGCGGAUCGUUUCUUUCACAGUCUCUCCACUUUUAUACAAGGGUUGGACACCAAGAAUAAUGUUAAGAUCUGGUUCAACAACAAGGGCUGGCACAGCAUCGGCUCUUUCCUCAACGUGAUGAACAACGGCAUCCUGCGGGCCAAUCUGAAGCACGACCAGGACCCCGCCAAGUUUGGCAUCUCUGCCUCCAACCACCCGCUGAACCUCACCAAGGAGCAGCUGUCGCAGGUCGCACUGAUGACGACGUCGGUCGAUGUGCUGGUUUCCAUCUGCGUGAUCUUCGCCAUGUCAUUCGUCCCUGCCAGUUUUGUGGUCUUCCUCAUCCAAGAGAGAGUGAACAAGGCCAAGCACAUGCAGUUCAUCAGCGGCGUGCAGCCGUUACUCUAUUGGCUGGCCAACUUUGUCUGGGAUAUGUGUAACUACGUCGUCCCAGCCACACUGGUCAUCAUUAUCUUCAUGUGUUUCCAACAAGACGCCUACGUCUCCUCCACCAACCUGCCAGUGCUGGCGCUGCUGCUGCUGUUCUACGGGUGGUCGAUCACCCCUCUGAUGUACCCGGCCUCGUUCUUCUUCAAAAUCCCCAGCACGGCCUACGUGGUUCUGACCAGCGUUAACAUACUGAUCGGGAUCAACGGCAGCGUCUCCACCUUCGUGCUGGAGCUCUUUGGAAGCAAUGAAAUCGGCGGCAUCAACGACAUCCUGAAGAACGUGUUCCUCAUCUUCCCUCACUUCUGCCUGGGCAGGGGACUGAUUGACAUGGUGAAGAAUCAGGCAAUGGCAGACGCUUUGGAGAGAUUUGGUGAAAACCGCUUCCGCUCCCCUCUGGCCUGGGACAUGGUGGGAAAGAACCUGUUUGCAAUGGCCAUAGAGGGCGUCAUCUUCUUCUGCAUCACCGUCCUCAUUCAGUACCACUUCUUCUUCAAGGCCAGGUCAUCCACCAGUCACCUGAAACCCAUCGGAGAAGAAGAUGAGGACGUGGCCAGGGAGCGACAGAGAAUCCUGAGCGGAGGAGGGCAGACUGACAUCCUGGAGCUCCGACAGCUCACCAAGAUUUACAAGAGGAAACAGAAGCCGGCGGUGGACCGACUGUGUGUUGGCAUCCCCCCUGGAGAGUGCUUCGGUCUGCUGGGGGUCAACGGGGCGGGAAAAACCAGCACCUUCAAAAUGCUGACCGGAGACUCUAUGGUCACCGGCGGAGAGGCUUUCCUUGCUGGCAAGAGCGUAACAAAGGAGAUCAAUGAGGUGCAUCAGAACAUGGGCUACUGUCCUCAGUUUGACGCCAUCAACGACCUGCUGACCGGCAGAGAGCACCUGGAGUUUUACGCCAUCCUCAGAGGAGUGCCUGAGAAGGAAGUGUGCGAGGUGGCAGAGUGGGGCAUCCGCAAGCUGGGUUUGGUGAAGUACGUGGACAAGUCAGCGGGCAGCUACAGUGGGGGAAACAUGAGGAAGCUGUCCACUGCCAUCGCCCUCAUAGGAGGACCACCUGUAGUCUUCCUGGAUGAGCCGACAACAGGCAUGGACCCUAAAGCCCGCCGGGCUCUGUGGAACGCGAUCCUGAGCAUCAUCAAAGAGGGACGGUCUGUGGUCCUGACCUCUCACAGCAUGGAGGAGUGUGAAGCACUUUGCACCAGAAUGGCCAUCAUGGUCAACGGCAGGUUCCGCUGUCUGGGAAGCGUGCAGCAUCUCAAAAACAGGUUCGGCGAUGGCUACACCAUCAUCCUGCGGGUGGCCGGCCCCGACCCGGACCUUCGGCCCGUGAUGGAGUUCAUCGAGAUGGAGCUGCCCGGCAGCACGCUGAAGGAGAAGCACCGCAACAUGCUGCAAUACCAGCUGCCCUCCUCCCUCACCUCCCUCGCCCGCAUCUUCUCCCUGCUCUCGAAGAACAAGGAGGCGCUCAGCAUAGAGGACUACUCCGUCUCACAGACAACUUUAGACCAAGUGUUUGUGAAUUUCGCCAAGGACCAAAGCGACGAGGACCAUCUGAGAGAGGCCCAUCUGAAUAAACGGGACGCUGUGGUCGUGGACAUUCCCAAGCUCGACACUUUCCUCACAGACCAUAAGACCAGGGAGAGCUGCGUCUGAUUCCACAGCAAAGCAUCGUGGGAAUCGCUUCGCUCGGCCUCACCCGCCCUCCCCGCCCUCCCCGCAACCCAGAAAACAGGGACCACUAACUUGCGGAGGGGGACAAACAAUGUUCUUUUUUUUCCUAUUUUUUAGUGUUUUUUAAUUGUCGUUUCUCAGUGGACCUGCACUUCAGCGCACAGCCUCUUGGAAAGGCAGAGGCUGCAGGUAUGUUCACACUGAAGCAAUGAAAACUCAAUGCGAAUCAAUGCAAGAAAUAUACCAGAAUAUAUUUAAGAUGAGAAGAUAUCCCUGUGAGGUUUGGAGACUGGUGCUUCCCCUUCACUAGACGGACAGAAGGGAGGGAAAGGAAAGACAGCAGGAGUUGACACUCUCAAGGGUCUUGGCAUCGGGGACGAUGGAAGCAAAAUGUCUCUUGUUUGCAUUAGUGUGUACUUCACGGAGGCGCCACAGCGGAACAGAAGGAAAUCCAGAUCAUUCACUGCCAACCGCUGGAAGACGGACCGACUGCUUUUUUUUUUUAUUCGGGGUCAAACCUCUCCCGAGCGGGUUUUUUAUCGAGCGAACGCCGGGAAAAAAAAAAAGAAAAAAAGCAUUUACAAUCAAAUUGAUUUCUGUCACAAUCAUACAACAUAAUAAUUUGUAUUAAUUUGUUUUUUCAUGGUCAUUUAAUUGUAAUAACAUGACAAACUGAACCUCUAAGGAGGUUGUUUUUUUUUUUGCGUUCGUUGUGUCAUCGACAUUUUCCAGCACAGUGCCUAUACUGUAUCAAGGUGGAGAGAGAAAUCUUAGCACUCCAUUCAAAACAACAACAUGUGUGUAGGCUGCCCAGGAAUGUAUAAGACUGAUAAGAUACCAUCAAAGCCCCCCCCCCCCCCCCCAAAAAAAAGGGGGCCUUUUGAAAUGAAGAUGAAUGAAACUCGACUGUUUUAAAAGAAAUUCAUAUGUGUCCUUUAUUGUCAAAAAACGAAACAAACAACAACAACAACAACAAAAAAAUCUUGUGGUUGCUUGAUGUCUGUAGGCGACGUGCCUCCUGCGGCCGUCGCCCUGCUCUCUUUGAACCAACUGGACGUACGGACGACUACUGUAAACUGGAAGAUGGGACUUCAAGACAAAGCUGAUGAGCUCUUGGACAACGUGUCACACACACACACACACACACACACCUGUGUGCGCCGAAGCGUGCCGUGACAUCAGCUUGUGAAAGGACUCGAGUUGUGUAUCAAUGCAGUGGGAUUACUGGCACAUGACGUCUAUGUGGAGUCUAAAUCCAAAAUUCUGUUGUAAAAAAGGAAAAAAAGAAAAGGCAAUCUGUAUCAAAAUGUGAUUUUUGACGCCCAUGUGGAUAUUAUGUACAGUAGAGACUUUGUGAAGUCCAGUGCACACAACAACAACAACAACAAACGUUACCAGUGGAGUGAACAAACAAGUAUCUGUGCCAAAUAGAGCUGAAUAUAUAUCUUUGAUCCACCAGCAUGAUGUGCAGGAGGCAACUGUUUUGUAAAGUUGACGUUGUGCUUUCAUUUCCUCUGAAGCAGAAAGCGCGCACACACACACACACACACACACACUGUGUCAAACGUGUGCUCUCUCUCUCUCUCUCAUUCAGGCACCAUCGGGUUCUUUUUCUUAACCGUCACUUUGCCAAAUUGGAAUCUUUCCGUCUGUCCUCUUCAACAAUAAUAAGCUGCCGCUCUUGACGUCGGACUGCACACGUCGGUGGCACCCAAUGACUGAACGGGACCCGAGGUUCUGUUCCGUUCUGCGCCGACUGCACAUAAACGGGGGACCAGGUGAACUCCAGCUGUGCUUGUGAUGCUCUUACAGGGCAGGGAGCCGCAUCCAGGGGUUCUCCGUGUCACGUCCAGUCAUUGGAACGCGCCAAAGCCCUGAGCUAAAUGUCAGCACUUUAUAGACUUCCUAGCCGGUCGUUUCGAAGACGUAUUACUGGGGAUUUGGUCAAUUCUGACACUUUUGAACACAGGUUUAAUUCAGAGAAAAUGAAGCUACACCACUGCAUUAAAACGUCCGUUUUUGAAACUUGAAAUGGAGAGUGCAGGCUUACAGGUGAUUCAGACAAAAGGAGGGAGGAGUGGAGACAGACGUGAGAUAAAGAGAGACGCGCACGACAGAAUUACGAUUUUUCUCUUCUCGUGCUCUAUAAUGUUAUUUGUUUACAUUUUUAAGUAUUAAACAGCUGUUUGAGUCUGUUACGCAUUGUGUAUAGUUACUCUUUACAUUAAUAAAUAAAAUCAUCCGUUUUGGAGAAAUAAAA
Molecule: messenger RNA, 9361 nt
Organism: Pungitius pungitius (ninespine stickleback)
Lineage: Eukaryota; Metazoa; Chordata; Actinopteri; Perciformes; Gasterosteidae
Product: phospholipid-transporting ATPase ABCA1-like
Exons: 48
Coding region: 154-7083 (2309 amino acids)
Biological process (GO): phospholipid efflux; transmembrane transport
Cellular component (GO): intracellular membrane-bounded organelle; membrane
Molecular function (GO): phosphatidylcholine floppase activity; ATP binding; phosphatidylserine floppase activity
Source: RefSeq, a predicted model, not a curated record